AUGUCAAGAAGAAGAGCAGCAAGAUAUCUUCAUUUGGAGGCAGAGUCUGACAGCGAUGAGUACGAGUCAGAGGAUCUAUCAGAAGACCUAGAUAAUCUUGAGCCAGUGGCUAUCCCGCAAGCAAAGAGCUUCACAGAACUAACCAAGGAACUUGAGGAGAAGUAUGGAGCAGAAAGAGAAGAGGAUGAAGAAGUGCUAGAAAUACCAUCACAGUCGCAACUUCUUCCCACCCCACAAUCCCCGCUGCUUUUUCUGGUAAGAUGCAAAGUCGGCAAAGAGAAAGAGAUUUGUGAGAGAAUAUAUGAAAGGGCAAAGGAUGCUGAGGUGUGCUCUAUUGUGCAGAAAGAUGGGCUAAAAGGCUAUAUAUACAUCGAGUCAUACAAGAAACAGGCUGUUGAGGAUGUGCUGUCCACGGUUAGAAAUGUUUCAAGAAAAAGAUUUACUGUUGUUCCGUUUAAAGAGAUGGUAGAAGCAAUAUCCUACAAAAAGAACAUAAUUGUCAGCGAUUUUGCAAGAAUUAAGGGCGGAAAAUAUAGGGGAGAUCUUGUUCAGAUACUUGAAAACUACGAAGAUGUUGUUAAGGUAAAGGCAAUCCCAAGAAUCAAUAAUCUGAAAAGAAGAUUUGAUCCAAGCGAGUUCAGGGGAGAGGCCGUUUUUAAGGAUGGUGGAUACUACUACAAUAGAGAUUUCUAUAGAAACGGAUGCCUAGAAAAGAUUAUGCUAAAGUCAAACUUAGAUUUCGAUGUCGAGCCCACAUUUGCCGAACUCAGUGAGCUAGAUUUAAAGGGCAAUUUUGAUGUUAACGAGACGGUCAAGGUUUUGAAGGGGGAUUUAAAAAAUAUAGUUGGCGUAGUUGAUAGCAUUAAAGGAAACGUGGCAACUCUUAAGAAAGAUGGUAGGAUAUACGAGGUAAAUGUGGACGAUCUUGAAAAGUUCUUUGAAGUUGGACAGGAGGCUUCAUACAGAGGAGAAAAUGGAGUGGUGCUGUCUGUUCAAGGCAGAAGGAUCAUUUUGGGAAUGGAUGGCUUUACUAGGGAGGUUGAGUGCUCAAUUGACGAUGUCAAAUCUGCCAUUCCACCAAAGAUAGCACCAGCUGAGAAGCCCAUUAGAUUUAAGGUUCGUAAAGAUCCGGUAAUCAAUAAACUAGUUAGAAUUACGAGUGGAGAGUUUAAAGGACUACAGGGGACAAUUAAAGACUCGUUCCAGGACAAAUGUAUUGUUCGUUUAAGAUCAAAUAUGAAGGAAGUAACAAUUGAAAGAGACGCUAUUGCACCUGUUGAUACAGGCAGAACGGUUUCCAUUGGCGAUCUCGCUGGCGACGAAGGUUUUGAUGGUAAGACACCGUCCUUCAAAACACCUGCAUUUAAAACACCUACGUACAAGACACCCUCUUACAGAACACCAUCAUUGGGCCUUGGCAGUAGAACAGCCGCUCGUUUUUCUGCGGAAGAGGCAGGCACAGGAUGGUUGGUAUCAGCAUAUGAUGGUGCGUCUAUUGUUUCAGGGGGUAAGAGCUACACUGUAUCGGAUAUUAAAGAUGGGCUGUUUCAGACUAGAACAGGCGAGAUAUUUCUUUCGCAUGAAAUUGAAUUUUGUGAGCCUGAAAAGUACGACAAGGUGAUAAUAAUGGAAGGAGACAGAAGGGGUACAGACGGCACUCUAAUUUCUAUUUCUGGCGACCGAGGUGUUGUACGAGACAGAGAAGGUCAACUGUACGAUGUUGACAUUAAAAGAGUAACGAAGAAAGCUGAUUAG
This is a messenger RNA of Vittaforma corneae ATCC 50505, 1755 nucleotides long. RefSeq lists its product as uncharacterized. Lineage: Eukaryota; Fungi; Microsporidia; Nosematidae. Gene Ontology annotation, cellular component: DSIF complex. The record is from RefSeq and is a predicted model, not a curated record. Bases 1 to 1755 code for a protein of 584 amino acids. The transcript has a single exon. Gene Ontology annotation, biological process: regulation of transcription by RNA polymerase II; transcription elongation by RNA polymerase II; regulation of DNA-templated transcription elongation. Gene Ontology annotation, molecular function: mRNA binding.